AUGAGCGAAAGAGACUUGUUUCCAUGGAGGAGUAAGGAGGCUGUAGACCCCCAAAGAAGUCAAGAGCGAAAGACAGAAGGAACGAAAGAGUCUCCAGUGGAGGACUGUGGGUCAGGAUCUGGUCUGACCGAGAAGUCGCUGGAGUUCAUGGCCAUCAUGGUAGAGUCAAUGAAAGAGAUGCAAAAGAAGGUCAGUGAGGGGAGAGACGAUGCCGGCAUGGUGAAGGGCGUAGAGGUGGUGCGAACAGGCAUCUUGGAAUUGCCGCCACUUCAGCCUUGCAAUGCGUCACAAGGCCCACUUCAACUGGGAGACUGGCUGCUGAUGGUGGAGCCUGUCGCCGCCGAUAUGUCUGCAACAAGUGAGGAGUGGUGGCGCGAGAUGACAAAAUCAGUAGAGGUAUGGUAUCAGGCGCACAUGGCUCUCAAUCCGUUGGAUCGGAUUGUUCACAAUGCCACUCCGCCUCCUGGACUUCAACAAGAGCGCUGGCAACGUCUGGAGCGAAGGAUGUCAACUAUGCUUCUCCAUGCUGUGCCAGAAUCAGUACGUGAUGAGUUGGUUGCUGGCAGAAAGAUGGGAGUUUUCUCAAUCCUCACACACCUUUUUCUUACAUACUGCCCUGGUGGUGUCAUGGAAAAGACUAUGCUUCUCAGAAAUCUUGAAGAACCGCCAGAGGUGGCGAACAUAGGGGAUGCACCGGCUGCGCUGAGAAAGUGGAUGCGAUGGAAGGCCAGAACUGCUGAAAUAGGUGCAGUGAUUCCGGAUGCUGCCCUCCUGCUCAAAGGCUUGAACAGACUCACCAAGCGGGUUCUCGAUAGCAACCGUGAUCUACAAUUCAGGAUUCAACUUGCGAGGUCGAGCCUUGGAGUCGAUACGACUCCUACUGAGUUGUCUGUCAGCAGAUUUGCCACACAUCUCUUGGCGGAAAUAGAGCAAGUUGCGUUGACUGAGAAGCGCACUGGAGGACAGGGUUCAAGACAGGAUGCUCCCAAGUUGAAGUCCCUCGACAUGGACAAACAGGACAAACAGGACAAAGGAAAAGGUAAAGGGAAAGAAAAGAUAGGAGAAGAAGAAAAGGGAAGACCGGCUUGCAAGUUUUAUCUUUCAGAAGGAGGCUGCCGAAAAGGUAAGGAGUGCAGCUGGUCACAUGAUGUGCGAGAUGAGAAGAGGCGUUGCUACACCUGUGGUUCGACUCAGCACUUGUCGUCAACAUGCACGAGGUCAAGAGGAGGAGCCAGCAGUGAUGCUAGCCCUGUGAGACAAAAGACAGCGAAAGGAGAAGAGGAGAAGUCGUCGUCAGCGAAAGACAGCGAAGCGGCGUCCAGCUCUUCUCAGGACGUUUCCAUGAAAAACUUGCUGGAAGAGGCGAACAAGAUGCUGAGGUCUUUGUCUACAGGAACAGGGUCACAGGCUUCUUCAACCGUGUCUCCAACGAGUCAAGAGGAGUCCAGAGCUGAGGUGGUUGAGAAGUUACAGCAACAGUUGAACUCUCUUCGAAUGAAGACUUUGAGGCUUCGGAGGAUGAAUCAAGGGACACAACAGGGUCUUCUGGACAGCGGGGCAUCUCACUGCUUGAGGCCUCGAAAACAAGGAGAAGAUGUUCAAGGAUAUCGGAAAGUAGAUGUGGCGUUAGCUGAUGGAAACCGGGUUCAGAUUCCCAUCACACCUGGAGGGACCAUGGUCAGUGAAGACCCCUCAGUCGAACCAAUUGUGCCGAUGGGAGCUUUGAUGGAGAAAUUGAAAUGUGAGGCGACGUGGAAAGAAGGUGAGUUGAUUGUGGUUCACCCUUUCCGUGGACGGCUUCCCAUCACCUACGACAAUGGCUGCCCACAGGUUCCAAGGCAAUUGGCCUUGCAGCUCAUCGAAGAACUAGAAAAUCAGAAGAUGGGCAUCGGAGAGAAAGCUGAGGAUUUUCAAAGAGAAUUUCAGUGGAUGAAGUCGUUGGUAGAAGCUCAUCCGCUGCUGAGGUCAUUGCCUCCUUGGAUCAAACAAGGGCUUCCAUGUGAAGUGGGAGAGUGGGGACAGCUGCCAGCGAACAAAAGAACGAGAAAGCGAAUGAAAAGAGAUGGCUUUGUUCUUCAUCUUUUUGCGGGCUCUGAAGAAGGUCACACCUUGAAGAGAGGCUGGCAACAAGCUGGAGGACAGGAUUGGCAGAUCUUAGAGGUAGAUCAGGUGAGAGGAGAAGGUCAAGACAUGCUGGCAACGACUCCAUAUGGUUCCCUUCUUAGAGCCGCUUUGGAAGGAAAAAUAAAGGGCAUAGUAGCUGGCCCCAACUGCAGGACACGAAGUGUUCUGAGACACUACCCUAUAGAGGGGAAUCCACAAGCUCCGCGACCAGUUCGAAGUUGGGGAGGUGGAGAGUUUGGUGCAGAAGGUUUGACUGAAGAGGAGAAGAAGCAGGUACGAGAAGAUGACCUGCUGCUGUGGAGGACUAUCUUUCUCUACGUGGUGGCCGUUUAUGCUGCCAGGGCGAGAGGAGAAAGCAUGGACCCAGUGCUCAGUCUGGAGCAACCUGCAAGUCCCAAACAGUACAAGCCAGAGGUGGUCAGCUUUUGGGACACAACGGAGUGGAAGCAGUUGAAAGAGGAGUUCAACCUGAAGGAGUGCACUUUUCAGCAAGGACAUCUGGGUGGAAAGACCGCCAAGCCAACAACUUUUGGUGGGUCGCUUGACUUACACCCAGAGGAUUACAAGAUCAAAGCACCCAAGCAUCAAGCCCGGAUCAACGACUCGAAGGAACUGUCAAGAUGGCCGCCUGCUGUGAUGAGAAUGCUUGCAGAAGCGCUGAUGAGGCAGGUGUAUAAGGCCAAGCCGAAGCUGAAACCAUUGUCAUGGCAGGAACACUUGGCGAUGGGUCAUGUGCCGUAUCGAAGAGAUUGUAGGGUAUGUCAAGAAACUAUGCAACAGUGUGCCCCACAUCGAAAGGCAAAGCAUGUGGCAGCUGGGGUGCUGUCCAUUGACACCGCUGGACCGUUGAUUCCAGCGUAUGACCAAGGUGGCGGAAAGGCUCGGUACUUCCUGGUUGGAGCUUUGACAUGGAGAGUUCCCCGAGGAUUUGAGAAGCUGAAGCAACCACCGCACGAGCCUUUAGAGGGUGAUGAACCGAAGAUAGAGGAAGGCGAUGAAGAAGAAGCAGGAGAAGGCUUUGAUGAAGAAGAUAUUGGCGAACUACCGCCAUUGGCCGCUGGUGAGCAGGGGUUGGCUGGAGGAGAGCUAGUCCGCCUCCCAGCAGGCCGCGGUGAAGAGGCGGGUGAGCAGUGGUUGGCUAGAGGAGAGCCAGUCCGCCUCCCUGCCCCACCGCAGGGCGAAGAGGCCGGUGAGCAGGGGUUGGCUAGAGGAGAGCCAGCCCGCCUCCCGGCCCCGCCCGAGGAGGAAGAACCAGGGAAGUUGGAGGAGGAAACAGAGCUGAGAGUGUAUAGAAUGGCACUCCCAAUGGUGACAAAGACAGCAAGGGAGGUGAGCGCGACGGCGAUGGAGUUCGUCUUGCGCUUGAGAGCUGACGGCUACCACAUUGGCCGCAUACACUGCGACCGGGGGCACGAGUUUGAGGGUGCCUUCGGAAGAUGGGCCAGAAGCCGUGGCAUUUACGUCACAAAGACGGCUGGAGACGACCCGCAAGGGAAUGGAAGAGCAGAGGUGGCUGUAAAAGCCAUAAAAGCCCAAGUGAGAAGGACGUUGAGACAGGCAGAGCUGGACUCAUCUCACUGGCCAUGGGCGUUGAGGUACGUGGAUGAAAUCAACAGGUGUGUGCGCCGAGGAACCACGCCUGACUGGCCGAGGUUUCAUCAAGAAGUGCGAGUUCGAAAGCGCACCUGGAGGAGAGGUGCCUUCGAGCCAGUGGUGGAGCGUGUCCACUAUCUCUGUCCGUCAAUUGAAGACCAUGGACAUUGGGUACAAAAGCCAGGAGAGCCACCACGAGUUACAAAGUAUGUCAUGCAGCAAACGACAGAGCCAGUGGACAACUCAGUGUGGGUCGCCCUGGAAAAGACUAUUCCCGACGCUUGGAGCGUGAGGAGAAGAUUGAGAGGAAAGACAGCAGUAAGAAAGCUGCAUCGGUCUCUUCGAGAAGAGAAGGAAGAUGAGGCCGAAGACAAGAGAAAGGAGGAGGUGCAGAGGAUCCAUCAGGUCAUAGAAGAAGAAAUGAGGUUGAUUGUAGAAGAAGAGCCACAGAUCGCGGCCGACAUGAUGCGCAUCAUUGGAAGCCUGAAAAAGAUGGCAACUGGAGAUGAUGCGACUGAAGAAGUACUUCAGACCAAGAUCGUCUCACCGAAGGAAGUUGCUCGCUGUUGGAGCGAGUGGCUUGAGGCGAUAGACAGCGAGGUGAAAUCGCUGACGGAGGAGAAAGAAGCACUUCGUCAGCUCACAAAGGAAGAGCAUGAAAAGAUGAAGGUAGAAGCAGAAAAAAGAGGCAGGAAAAUUGAGUACCUGCCUUCAAAAGUGGUAUUCACCUUGAAGCCGUCACCAGGUGGCGGAAAACGAAAGGCGAGAUGGGUUGUCUGCGGAAACUUUGAAGAAAAGAGAGAAAAUGAGGAGACAUAUUCAGGGGGAGCAGACGCCACUGCCUUCAGAGUUCUGGUGUGGGUAGCCUCAAAGUUUGAUUGGGUGGGCUGCAUCAUCGACAUCAAAACCGCGUUUUUGAACGCCGAAAUGGAGGUCACUGAAGAUGAGAAUGACCUCCUGAUUUUGCCCCCUUCAAUCAUGACAGAAAAAGGAUAUCUGCCCAGAAACACAGUCUACAAGCCACUGAAGGCGGUGUAUGGAUUCCGCCGAUCGCCUCGUCUGUGGGGAAACCACAGAGACAAAGUCAUGAGAGGUUUGCAGAUCAAAGUUCAGAGAGGAGAAAGUGAAGUUGAAGUCUGCUUGGUUCAGCUGGAGUCAGAGCCGAAUCUAUGGAAGGUGAUCCCAAUCGAGGGGGAGGACGAUAUGAGAGAGGCAUCCCUGUCAAAUCACAAGGUGCUCGGGUUGGUGAUGACCUAUGUGGAUGACAUCUGUGUCGUUGGUGAAGACGCAGUGGUGUCGUCACUGAUCGAGGCACUUCGGUCAACGUGGACCACAUCAGAGCCAGAAUGGAUUGGUGAAACUGCAGUGAGGUUUUUGGGCAUGGAGGUGGUGAAGUUACAGAAUGAAAGUGGGAGUCGCUGGUUCAUCACACAGGAAUCCUACAUCAGAGACCUCUUGUCCAGAUACGAAAGUGAGGAGACAGUCAGAGAAAGAAGGACUCCAAUCACUCGAGACCAAUCCAUCAUGGAAGAAGAUCCAGAAACUCCUGCCUUGCAUCAAGUCAGGAGGUGUCAAAAAGAGGUAGGAGAGUUGCUGUGGCUGGUCACGCGAACCCGUCCAGACUUGAUGUUCAGUGUCGCAAGAAUGGGAGCCAAUGUCACCAAGGCUACCAAGUCUGUUUUGGAAACAGCGUCUCAGACGAGAGGCUAUUUGAAGAGGACGGUGGUUGAAGGACUGAUGAUGGGAGAACAAAAAGAAAGAGAAGUCUGCAUCCAAGCUUUUGCAGACGCAUCGUUUUCUCCAGAUGGAGAGGAGUCACAUGGAAGUUACGUUGUGUUUGCCAACGACAGUCCCCUUUUUUGGAGAAGCGGCAGGCAGACAACCGUGACGUUGUCCACAGCCGAGUCUGAACUGACAGAGCUAGUAGAGGCAAUCAGCGCUGGCGAAGCUGUGGCGGUGAUAGUGAGCGAAUUGUUCCAGGAUAUCAAGAAGUUUGCCUGGUCAGAUAGCCAAUCAGCUUUAGCUAUCUUGGUUAAUGAAGGUGGAAACUGGCGCACUAGGCACUUGAGGAUGAGAGCUGCCUACACCAGACAGGCAGUCCACUCUGGUGAGUGGGGUGUGGGCCACCUUCCUGGUGAUCGAAUGGUCGCCGACAUUGGCACAAAGGCAUUGGCAUCACAGCGGAUCGAUGUCCUCAAGCAGCAUCUUGGCAUGUCAUCCAUCCCAAUGCAGCCCAGUGUGAUCGCACCUGCGACCUCUGUGGCAGCAUUGAAGCCCAGUGUGAUCGCUCAUGCGACCUCUGAGGAUACAAGAAAAGGGAUGGAUGGUGCGAAGAUGUCACAAGCGGCAACGGCCUUGAAGCUCAUCACGUUGGCCGCUAUGAUUUCGGCUGGAAAGAGUCAGGAGGAAGAAGAUAUGGAAGAAGGACAGAAAGAAUUACAGCUCAUCAUGGCAGCAUUUGCCAUCCUGGUGGUCUUGAUCACUCUUGUGGCCCAACAUGUGUGGAAGGUAGGAGUAGGAUUGUGGAAUCGGGGAAACGAACAGAUUCCCGAAAAGCAGAUCCGAAGUCUCCCUGCGCAAGAAGGUCGAAGGAGUGAUCAGACGGCCGAUCAAAGAAAAGCGGGUAGCGCUGAUGGUGAGAAGGGGUUGGCUGAACGAGAGCCAGUCCGCCUCCCAUCAGGGGACAGGGAGAAGGCUUUGCAGCCCUCCCUGCUGGGUGAGAAGGGGUUGGCUAGAGGAGAGCCAGUCCGCCUCCCCGGCCCUGAGGCGACAUCGUCUGGUCUCUCAGGUGGUCCCGGCCCCGCAGAAAAAGAAAGAAAGAGCGGUCAAAAGGCCGGCCAACGAAAGGCAGGUUGCGCUGAUGGUGAGAAGGGGUUGGCUAGAGGAGAGCCAGUCCGCCUCCCAUCAGGGGGCAGGGAGAAGGCUUUGCAGCCCUCCCCAUCGGGUGAGAAGGGGUUGGCUAGAGGAGAGCCAGUCCGCCUCCCCGGCCAGGAGGAGCCAAAGUCAACUUGCCUCGAACUUUCAAAUGGUGCCAAGUUUGCAGAGGGGUGGCGCUCAGAACGCGAGGGCGUCCACCACCAGGAACGUAAUGCUCAUCAGAAGCAGGACACGGCCACGGCGAUGUAUCAACUCAGCUCAUUCAGAUUGAUUGCUUGUGCCGAUGGCAAGGACUCGGACUACGGCCUGGCGGAUGAACAGCUCGAAGCGAAGAAUCGGGCGUCGUUAGCGUCGUUCGCAUCAGCAAAAUUGCUUGUGAUGUGGCAAAGUUCCAGCACAGAUGGCGACACCACUGCGGGCUUUCGCUAUGCCCUUCUGAUCAGCUGUCGCGGUCCCAUUCAAUUCAAUCCCAUGAAGACGCGUUACCAAACACUGGCCGGGGAGGCGGCGCAUGCUACACUGCCCACCUUGAACGAGAGCCGCAGCACGGAGGACGCAGCAGAGGACCCGUCGCCGGGACGGGCGAGCACCACGAGUGUGGAUCAAAAUGGGCUCUGGAAGCAGUUGUUUGAGGCGCAGGAACUUCUGAGAAGAUUCACGAUUGACACAAGUUACCGACUGACUCAGGCCAUCUUGAAGCUUAGCAACACUUGGUGCAGCAGACGUGACAGAUGGAUUGCAGUGCUGACAGCUCCAGUUGUCCCCAUUUGCGAUUUGCCGGACAUGCCCAUGAAACAACUGGUUUUGAACCUUUAUGAGCUGUCCAAGUACUAUCAGUAUGCGGCCGGUGGAAUUGAUGGAGUUUUCAUUAGGUACCUCCACCCAACUGAGAUGUGGGCCCUUAUGGGAGGUCACCCGGACUUCAAAGUAGGACACAAUCUUCGUUUGGCCAUGGCAGGUGUAGGGCAGGCAGUUGCACCGGUGAUGGGGCUUUGGAUUUUUGCUCAUGUCAAGCAAUGCCUGGACCAAGCUGUGGAGGUUCCACGUUCAGACCCCUUGCAAGUGCUCAAGGAAUACAUGAGUGAAGUCAUCCAGGCAUGUCGCAUCCGGUGGCCCCUUGCCACAUCAGCAUCCGAUGUUGCUGCCACGGUAGAAGAUCCAAUCGAAGAUGCUGAGACUGCUGCCAUGAUCACCAUUUCCCGGCCGGGCACAGAUGAACCCGAUGUACAGGUCAAGUUGAAUCCAAAUGCCACUGGGGCGAAGCUCUUGGCGGCUGAAGUGCAACUCGGUGCUGCUGAGGUGGAUUUCCAAAUCAGGGUUGAUGGUGAGCGUGUCGACCCUGCUCAGCCAUUGCAGUCCCAGUCACUUGUUUCGUUGGUGCCUGCCAAUUGGGAUCCUGCCAAGCUGUAUGCCACACAUCCGGUCCCAUGCUGUCUUGACAUUGAUGCUUUCUUGCGGUUGGUUCGUGCUUCGGAUUCCUUGGACUUGGGCCCUGUCAAUGACCCUGCACGUCUGUGUGCUGUUCGUCAUCCCAGCAUGCCUCAGGUUGAAAGACUUGGUAUCCUUUCCCAACAAGGACCGGUGUGGGGUGAUGAUGAACUUCUUUUUGGACUUACCCAGAUUGCUGCCCACACAGAUGCUGACCAGCAUGUCACAGUUUGGGAUCCGUUGCUCGUCUCAGGGUUAGUUCAGCAGGACUCCUCAGCCUCUUGGUCUCAGUUGGUGGCACAGGUGCGUCCAAUGGCAACAGUGGUUUCAGCGGUGUUGCUAGGAGGACACUGGAUCCCGCUUGUCUGGCGGAUUGACACUGUUGGGGCCAAGUUGCAUACUGUGGCGGUUACUCCUGAGUUUGAACCAGUUUUGGACUUUUUGAGCAGGGUCAUUGAAUUCUAUCGUGGUGGUGCCCGUGGAAUUUGGAAAGCUCACAGCACAGGUUUUGUUCCCAGUGGCCAUUGUGGUGCCUUGGUUUUGGGAUUUGUCCGUCACUUGUUAUGGGGCUGGCCUCUGUGUUCUGAUCAAGCAGCUCUUGAACAGUGUGCUCAUGAGUUUCGGCAGAACUUUGCGUCUCAUCUUGAGGACAUGUGUGUGCGACCUGUGUUGGCUGGCCUUGGACUUCCUGUCUUGUCCCGUUUGGCUGAGCUCCUUGUCACGCAUGGGGUGUCACAGAUGGAUUCACAAGCUCGUGCAACUGCUGCGGUGAAAGCAUUGGGUGAAACAGGCAUUGAGAGAGCACUCUCGUCUGACAACCCAUGGCGUGAAUUGAAAUGGCUUGGCAACCAAAGCAGGCCUCCAUUUAUGUUUAUCAAGCCAUCUGAGUUGCAAGCGCAGAUCCAGCUUCGUGCCAAAGAUCGGCCUGUUGGCCGCAAACAACACAAGGCCCAAAAGACAAAGGGUAAGGGUAAGGGGAUGUCACCAAAGCUCAGUGUGGACCCUGCCUCAUUGCGCUUGGAGUCUGGGAUUUUUCAGAGUGCUGAUGGCCAUCCUUUGAAUCAACUUGGACUUUCGCAGGUAGGCUCCACUGUUUCAGGUCCGUUGGCACUGUUUGUGGUAGACAUGCUUGAACCUCCUGUCACGACUCUCCCCGUCUCGUCAGCGAGGGUGCCAUUGGUUUGUGCGGUCAAUUCCGAACCUCUUUUGUUGGAUGGAUUUCUUAUUCAGCUUGGUGCAGUCAUGGUUCAGCGUGCCCCUCUCCAGGCCAAUUGUUCGGUUCAAUCCAUUCCAACUUGCGUGGUGAAGGCGAUGAUCUUCCGAGAUCAAACGAAUGUGUCUUGGCAAGAGGUGACCUCGCACCCACUGCUGCAUAUUUUUGCUCAGGUUCCUCCGUUGCAGAAGUGCGUUGAUUCUGAAUGCAGUGGUUGUGAGAGCUGGCAUCGAUCAUUGGACUUUCCUUUGGAUUCACCGGUUUUGGAGCUGUGGGGUAAACAAUGGCUUCACUUGGAUUUUCGACAGGCACACCCAUCACAAGCGGAGCUUUUCACUGCCCAUCUCCGGUUGCCAGAGCACAUGCAAUUGCAGGUCCAGUACUUUUCAGGUCAUGCCGGAGUGUACCUUGAACCCAAGUCAAUUGAUGGUCGUCAGCCCUCACAAGACUUUCAGGUGGUUUGGUUGCCCAAAGCAGAUGAGGCACAGCUACUUCUCUUGCGACAGACUGUGCCGAAUGUUGUAGGGAUGGCUCGCUUAGGCUCCAAGAUGGGACUCAGGUGCAGGACAGAACAUGCUGCUGAAGUUUUUGCACAACUGCGGCCAGGACAUACGUUCCUACCACCGGGCAAGAGACAGACAUACCUGGUUGGUCCUUUUGACUUUGGCACCUUGCAGACUUCUGUCGCUCAGGUUUUGCAGUCGAAUGGUUGGGUUGCAAAGCCUAUCCAGGCUAUUGCUGCGAAGACACAUGUUCAAGGCCUGAUGUUUCGUGUCCAAUCCACGCAGGACCCGCCGAUGAAAGUCAUCCGCAUGGCUCAUGGGGACGUGGUGAUUUCCAAAGAGCAUGAUGACCCAAUGCCUGAAAGGGUGGUUCCCAAGGUUGUUGCAACAUCCACCACGGAGUCCAUGGUUUCCAAGCCGAUGGAAGGGGAUUAUAUCCAACAACAUGAUCCAUGGGCAAAGGCAGCCAGCAAACUCCCUAGUAAGCCUGCGAUGUUUCCUCUCAACAACCCGCUUGAGGACAUGACCCAGAAGGUUCUCUCUGAAGUGAUGGCCCAAUUGCCCAAAAAUGCCAUGGAGGUCGAUGGAGACGGUUCCCAUGAAGCUCGAUUCACUGUUCUCGAACAGCAGGUGCAAGAGUUGCAGAGUCAGACCAAAGCCAUUGCGGCUGCAUCUCAGCAGCAGGCUCAGGAUGCCACAAGCCAGAUGCAGGAUCUGAGAGGCCAGAUCCAUCAGCAAGGGGUUCACUUCGAGAAUGCCAUUGCCGCUCAAGCCAGUUCCAUUCAGGGUUUUCAAGAUGCGUUUCAGGAACAGUUUAGGCAACAGGUCAGUCAUCAACAGACCAUGCUUGACACCAUGUUCAGCAAGCAGAUGAACCAGUUUGAAACGUUGCUGGCCAAGAGGUGGUCUUUUGAGUUGGAUGGUGGUUCUGGUUUGGACUCUUGGGUUUUGUGGCCUCGUUGGACUUUCCUGGCCUUUGGCCCAGUGGACUUCCGGCCGUUCUUGUGGGGGUUUUUGGACUUGGUUGGUGAGGCAUCCAAUCCCGGCCCAGUUGCUUCAUGUGAUGCCCAGUGGACGCUGGGUAUUGCCAACCCAUCCGGUCUGAAUGGAAAGCUGGAUCAGGUGAACCACAUGCCUGGUGAUGCAUGGAUUUUGACAGAGACCCAGCUGUCCCAAAGGGGGAUUUCGACUUUUGUGAAAGGGCUCAAAAUGCUUCAAAGCCCUUGGAAGUAUGCGGUGGCUGGAGCACCUUGCUCACACAGGGCACGGACGGACACGGGGACUCAUUCUGGUGUAAUGUUUGUCUCUAAGCUUCCUUCCAGAGCACUUCCUCACAGUUUUGAUGCGUCUGUUUAUGACACGGCUCGGGUCCAAGUUGUCGGUGUUGCAGUGGCCAAGACUUGGGUUACGGUGGGCUUACUUUAUGGGGUCCCAUGUAAUGCCUCCCACAAGCAGGCCAAAUACCAGACGGAUGCCAUGCUUUCUGACUUGGUUGACAGGGUUGGUUGCCAAACCACUGGUCCGAGGGCCAUUGGUGGAGACUUUAACUAUGGUCCCGAAGAACUUGAUCAAGUUUCUCGCUUGCAUGCCCUGGGUUUCCGUGAAGUGCAAGACCUGCGUGCCUGGCGUCAUGGUGUGUCUGCUGAACCGACUGGGAGGGGUAGCAAAAGAAUUGACCAGCUGUGGUUAUCCCCUGAGCUUCAAAGGGCUUAUGUCGACACCAGGGUUGAAUUUGAUCACUGGCCUGAUCAUGCUGCGGUCAUGACAACCUUUCAGAUGGCUGACAUGUCCGAGGUCAUCACUGCCUGGCCUCGCCCUGCCCCCUUCCCGUGGCCUGAUGAGUGGACUUGUCCUGUUCAGUUGGAUCCGUCGGCUGACCUUACCCUUGAGUAUGCCAAGUUUUGGUCGCAGGUUGAAACACAUGCGUCAUGUUGGGCACAGCAGCAAGGAGCCUCAGUUGCCAAGCGGCAUUUUGGAAGGGCAUCAGUUUUGGCACCACGGCCUGUGAAGGUUUGUCACUGCCCCAUUAAGAAGGGGCGCAAGGGUGAUGUUCAGCCAACUUUUCAUGGUGUUAGCCUUCAACAUGCCCGGUAUUUCCGGCAGUUGCGGCGUCUGCAAGCACUCAGUGGCAUUCUUCGGAAACAGAUCACCACUUGGACGGGUCAGUUGAAUCGUGAUGAGACAUGGAAGGCCAUCCGACAUGCAGCUGGUUUUCCUGGUGGAUUUGGGCAAUGGUGGACUUGUAAUGGCCUUGAACCAUCACUUGGCGGUCCUCUCCCUUUCCUUUGCCCUUCGAUGGAUUUUGUCCAGGGCCUCUUUGUUGGUUUUCAGAAAUUUGUGGUGCAGUAUGAGCGUGAACUUGCCAGUUACAGGUACCAUCAUGCAACUCAACGGCGUGCUCAUAACAUUGGAUUUGUCUUUCAGGAUUGCAAAGAUGAUCCGUUGCCCCAAGCUGAUACGUUGCUGGAUCGGUUGGAGGUGGGGAUUGAAGAAGUCCGUCCUGAUGACAAUUCUCUGGUUUUGGUUCGACCGGUGUCGCUUUUGCCUGAUGUCCCAGUUGUGGUUGGUGGUACGGUUCUGGCUGUUUGGGAUCAGAUUUGUGGAUUCCUUGAGCGAACCGCCCGGCCCAUCACAUGGCAGAUUGCACCUUGGACUCCUCAGAGAUUCCGUAUGGCUGUCAAACACAAAAAGAAGAAAGCAGCUAAAGGUCCUGAUGGUGUGUCACAAGCUGAUUUGGCUGCCCUCCCUGAUGCUGCCUGCAUUGCCUUGACCCAAAUUUUCGAUGCUGUUGAACAAGGGGCACAAUGGCCGAACCAACUUGCCUGUGGAUUUGUUUCAAGCCUUGCCAAACAUCCAGCGGCUCAGUCGGUAGAUGAAUUCCGUCCUGUGGUGGUGUACAGCCUGCCUUAUAGGGUUUGGUCUUCCGAAAGGGCAAAAGAGGCUAUGAGCUCUCUGGCACCCUUGUUACCCAACAGCGUUCAAGGUGGUGUCCCCUCCAGACAGGCCAAAUCCAUCUGGUUUGAACUUGCCUCCUCACUUGAGCUUGCGUACUUGAAUGGGGAUGGGUUGCAUGGGCUCCUGAUGGAUAUCCAGAAGUGCUUUAACAACAUUCCUCGGUUUCCUUUGUGGUUUGCGUUGACCCUGUUGGACUUUCCGCAACACGUCCUCCAGGCUUGGGUCUCCUUUGUCUCUGGUCAAGUUCGUCGGUUUCGUGUUCGAUCCUCUGUUGGGGCUCCCAUCCAAUCCACCUGCGGGCUUCCUGAAGGUUGUGCCCUCUCGGUCUUUGGCAUGGCCCUGGUUGACUGGAUGUUGGACUGGUGGCUCAAAGGUCUUGAUGUUGCGGUUGAUCUCCGCACGUUUGUCGAUGACUGGGGCGUGCUGUUUCGUGAGGCGCAUGCUUUUUCCAGAAUUUGGACUUCUCUGGAAACCUUCACAGGGCAAAUGGACUUAGCCAUCGAUAUGAACAAGACGAGGGUAUGGUCCACAGUAGCUGAUGCGCGACGAUCCUUCCGUCAGGGUGAUGUUGCUGUGACCUUGGCUGCCAGGAACUUGGGUGCACACCAGAACUUCAGUCGCCAUUGCCACAACUCUGUUUUGUUGGCUCGGCUUGCGAAGAUGGGCCCCAUUUGGAAUCGACUGCGAGCAAGCCAUGGUCCUUACAAAUCGAAGCUCACAGCUAUCCAUAUGAUGGCCUGGCCCAGAGCCCUUCAUGGCAUCACUGUGGUGCACCUUGGUGCAUGUCAGUAUAAACCACUCCGAGCGGGAGCUGUCAGAGCCCUCAAGGCAGACAGAAAAGGGGCCAACCCCUUCCUACACCUGGCCUCCUCAAGCCUUCAGUCAGACCCUGAAGCGUGGUCGACCUUGCAAACUUUCAGGGACUUUCGGGAGUUGGGUAGUGCUGAUCAAGUUGAACCGUUGCUUGGUUUGUUCGCUGGCAUGUCGGAGUCCCUUCCGUCUAAUGGACCCACAGCUGUCCUUCUUGCUCGGUUGCGUAGGUUGGGAUGGGCCAUUGGGGGUCAGGGCCUAGUUCAGGAUCGCCUGGGGUCCUUCAGCCUGAUGAAGAUCUCUUGGAAUGAGUUGGUGUUGCGUGUGCAUCUGUCUUGGGGGAUGGUUCUUGCCUCUGAGCUUUCCCACCGUCCCACUUUCCUUGGACUUGACCAUGUGGAUUUGCCUGAACUGUAUCGUUCGCUGUCUGUCUUCAGUCCGGCUGAUCAAGUCUUUCUCAGAUGUCAUCUGGAUGGUACCCUGUUCACCCAGAAUGCUAAGGCAAAGUUCAAGACGGAUACUACAUCCAAGUGCCCUUGGUGCCCUGCCAAGGAUGGUUUCCAUCACAGGGCUUGGAUUUGCCCACACUUUGCUGUCUGUCGUGCCCACCUGACUGAUGACCAGCGUGCUGUGCUCCCUUCUCUUCCGCCUUGUCUUUUGGACCAUGGUUGGCCUGUCCUGCUUCCAGAAUGGGAACUCUAUGCUGGCCUGCUGCUGAAGGUUAAGCUUCGUUUCGCAGCAUGGGCUGUCACUCUUGUCUCUAAGGUUGGUAUUCUUGACAAUCAACUGUUGAUGGGAGGUCAUGUUGCAGGGCUUUGCCAGUCCCCCUUCAGGGCUGAGCUCACGGCUGUGGUUCAUGCGGUUACAUGGGCGGUUGCCAGAGGACAAGCUGUCAGGCUUUGGUGUGACUGCCAGAGUGUGGUACGUGGUGUCAACAGACUUCUGCGUCGCCGCCCUUUGAAGAAGAAUGUUCCGCACUCAGAUCUUUGGGGACAGUUAGCAGAGGUUCUUUCUGGCCAUGAGGAGCAAGUUCAGAUUUGGAAGGUUGUGUCUCACUGUGCGAUCAACAAAGCGUUGGAUCCAGUGGAACAGUGGGCCUACUGGCACAACAACUUGACUGACAAAGCGGCCGAAGACAUCAACUAUCGGAGAUCUCCUGAGUUUUGGACGGUGUGGGAGGGUUUGUGCCAUGCACUUAGUUUUCACCGGAAGUUGCAUGGUGCAAUUCAAAGGGUGCUUUUACAGACAUCGAAAAUGGCUGUUGCUUCACAAAAGGCUCCGCCUGUGUCUGCCGCUCCAGCCCCAGUGGUGGUUGAUGUUCCACCAGUUCCAGCGACGUGGGUUAUUCCUACAGUGUUGGUCAAACGAUAUGGAGGGUACAACAUGCAGCUACUGCAUCAGGGGUGGCUUGAUGAAGGUCCCGCCAUGCUUCAGGGUCCUCAACAAUUGGGUUACAUUGCGGGCAUGCAGUUGUUUUACUCAUUCAAUCUGCACUCUGGUUAUCAGGGCCCUUGGUGCUCUAAGAAGGUCUGGUAUAGCUGUGAGGCUGAUGUACCUGCUCAGGCGAGGCAGCGUGUGCAGCUUCAGUGCGCCGGACGACCUGCGGUUUUCCUCCUACCGCCCCACAUCCUCGGUGACUUGGAGGGCGACCAAACCUGGAUGGGUGAGGCCACCCCGUUUAGCGCGCCCUUUUUGGAGGGUCCUCGACCUCGUCGUUUUCGCGGCCUGCAAUGCCUAGAGCGAUCUGCCAAGUUGGCGAAGCAGGCUGAUCAGCUUCAGUCGU
Molecule: messenger RNA, 15286 nt
Organism: Cladocopium goreaui
Lineage: Eukaryota; Dinophyceae; Suessiales; Symbiodiniaceae
Source: the annotation of a GenBank genome assembly